GAAAUAAUAUGUGCAGAAUCAACAUUCCUUGUUAUGGUUGCUAUUGAAGCUUUUGAGACUUAUAUUCAGUCAGUGUGAAUCGAAGCUUGUCAUCAAAUCAAUAUAACAGAUCUAUAUCUUCAAAUAGAUUGUACUUCAAUAUUAAAUAUUAUGCUUUUAUGGAGCUAAAAAAAAGUAAGAAAGAUGACAUUAAGUUUGAGAAAGAAAACGUGAUUUCAUUCUUGCAAUGGAUAGUGAUGAUCUAAAGCUACAGUUCCAGCUUCUACAAGAACAACAACAACUAAAGCUGUUAGAAAGAAGAAAACGAAAGGAAGAGGCUAAUAAAAAUCUCAAGUCCCAAUCAAAAGAAAAUAUUUCCAAAUCAUUUGGAGUCAAUGAUGACUUAGGUUUAAAGCUUUCGAGUCCUGAACAAAAAAACACAAAUGGCAGCUAUAUAUCAGAAGAGCUAGUAAACCAUUUAAAUGAUCAAAUUCGACAAAUCAAAGAUGAAAAUGGAAGACUGUACAAGCUCCUGAAUGAGAAAGAUUUUGAAAUUCGACAAAUAAAAAAGAAAUCUGAAGAUUUUCAAAAUACUAUACUAGCAACUGGUGGUGCAGUGACCAAUGAAACAGCAGCUUCUAAAAUUAUUGAAUUAAGCAAGAAAAUCAGAGAGCUGACAGCAGAAAAAGAAACUGAAAAAACAAGAUAUAGGCAAUUGCAGAAAAAGUAUCAAGAACUCCAGAUUGAACAUCAAAACAAUAAUGUCAAUUUUGAGACUGCCUCUGUGAUUAGCUCCGCAAAGGGCACCCAGUCUCAACACUCAGACAAUAAGGAUGAGGAUGUUGUGGAUGUGAAAGCCCUACAAGACAGACUGAAGCAAACGGAGUCAAGGCUAACAGAUUUUAGAAAUCAGUGUCAAUCACUGAGACAAGAGCUAAAAAUAGCACAGAAGGUGUUGAGUCAGGAGAUUGGGGAAAAUGUCAACUUUCAAUCUCUUCUAAAUGAAACCAGCAGCUGGAGGGGCAGAGCACAACAAAUUAUUGCCUUACAACAAAAGGUGGAUGAACUAAAAUCGCAGCUAGACACAACUUCAACAUCUAGUCCCAAUAACGAGAAACUGUCAGCCAGAAAGAGAGAAGACAAAUACAAAGAAGAGUUAAAAAGAAUAGAGAAAGAGAGAAAAGAAGCCCAGGAAAAUUUAGCCUCCAAACAAAAAGUAAUUGAAGCAGAAAAUGAGAGUUUGAAAGAAAGACUGGAUGCUGCCAAAGCUAGAACUAAAGUUUUAUCCAAUGAAAUCAAGACACUCAAACCUCAAAUCCAGACUCUUUUAAAAAAAAGUAGAAACGAUGAUGAAUUCAUAGAUGCUCUGAUGAAACAGCAGGCCCAGAUGAAACAACUGCUGGAUGAACACUCCAAGCAUCAGAAUCAACAGCAGCAACAGCAGCAGCAGCAGCUGCAGCAUAUGUCCAUGAAAAGCCAACAGGACAGCAACAUUGUGGAGCAGCUCAAGGCCAUUGCUGCUCAGAAAGAGUCUCAAGUAAAAAUGUUGGAAAUGGAGCUGCAGCAUUUGAGAAUGGCUCAUGCACAACAACACAGUAUCACCAACGGUGACCACCAACUGUCUGAAAAUAUUUCCACUGCUAUCAUUGAAAGUCGACCAAGUACUGGCAUUCGCCUGAAAGAUGCAACUCAAACUGUUCUGACAAGUGCUCGGACGGGAUCAAGAGACUCCACCAGAACAGUGUCUGCACUUGGUGGCCAGAUAAAUGCUCAGAUUUCACUGGAGGAGUUAGCUGCCUUGCGCUAUCAAUGUCAAGAAUAUGAAAUAAUGAGUAGAGCAGUAGAAGUGGAAAAAGAUAAAAUGACAGAGCUAGUCAAGGUGCUUCAAGAGAGAUUGUCAGAAGAGACCCAGAAAUUAACUGAUGCACAAAAUGAACUUCAGGCUCAAAAAAGGUUAACAGUUGACUUGGAGAAAAAAAUAGGGAAAUUAAUUUUAGAAGCAGGGAAGAAAAAAGGUAACACAAAGGGUGCAAACUCAGCCAGAGAUUUGAGUACUGGUGAUGAUAGCAGAGAUGAAAGUGAUUUGUUUACUGAUAAAGGUGAACUUCUAACAAGGUUUGAAAUCCAAAGGGAUGAAAAUGAGACUCUGAAGGCUGCACUGAAGCGAACGAUAAAAGCAAAAGAAGAAGAUUUGAAAAUAUACAGCACGACCUUAGAAGAGACAAAAAAAGUGUUUUUACAGGCUUUACGACAGAUGAAACAGACAUGCUCCUGAUGACAAAUAAAACAGACAAAUCCUGAUGACAGAUUAAGACCUUAUGGUCAAGAAGUGAUAUGAAAUCUUGUUUUUACUAUUGGAUACUUUGUUUGGCUGUGAUUAACAUUUCAAUGAUGAAUUUCAAAAAAAAGUUUAGUUGAAAUAAAAUGUUGGUGGAAAAAUGUUCAUAAUCUGUUUCUAACAACAAAGAUUAGAAUCUUUUAUUCUUUUUAUUGAUUGUACAUAUGCCUAUUUUACAGUCGGGGUUAGUUUUUAGUUUGCAUCACUAUCUGAUUGAUGUACAUUCAAACACAAACAAAUGUUGUACAUUCAAACACAAACAAAACUUCAAAAUUAAAAUAGGUAAAAAAAUUAGUUCUACAGUACCUAAAAAAAAAAUAAUGUUAAGAAUAAACAAAUUCUUUUGUUUCAUGGUUACACAAAUACAUUGCUCCCUUUGGACAGUUAAGGACCACAUUCUAGUCUGCACCAGUUUUGAACAUGUUCAAUCUGUUUAUUCAAUUUUAAUAGCCAUAAAUCUGUGUUUACUUCUCAGUUCUCUGCCUUUCAAGUCUCUAAUGUGUCACAUUUUUUUAACUACUGGUAUCUUGUAGACACAAUAUGGCCUACAAAGUGCACAUGUCAUCUACCAUAAAAUACAACUGGAUUAAUAAAUAGCCACAUUGUACUCUGUAUUUUGUGUAGCACUUUCCUUGGUAACUGUUAUUUUUUAUUUCAAUUUAAAACUACCCUAUACAAAUAUAGUUGCACUUAAUAUUUAAAAGUUUGUUACUUUGGUCAUAAAUAAAAAAUUAAUUUUCAUAAACUCUAGACUCUGAAAAUACAGCCAAGCCAAAAGAUUCUCAUCGUAUAGAUGGUAAAAAAGAUGAGCCUAACAGUGGUAGAGAACUCUCUCCAUGACAGUUUACUAUAAUUACUGUAUAAUAAAUAUUGGUUUCUUUUGUUUAUUUUUAGUUAAUCAUCUUAAAUGUACUGGCAAGCCUCCAACUGAAAGUAUUUAAUUGAAAUGUUUUUUUAAAUGAUUUAAUUUACAACAUAUCUAACCUUAAGAGGAUGGCCAAUUUUUUAUCUCAAAUUUGAAUAUGAUAGAGAAUUCAUUGGAGAAAAUACAAACCAGGGACAAGAGCUUUGGGACAAAUCAGAUGUUUCAGCUUUAAAUUAAUCAUAGACAGGUUCACCAGUAUUAAUAGUUGACUUUCAGUACCGUUUUCUGUCUUUUCAUUUUCAAGUUGGAGGUUUCAGAUGACUAGUCUAAUAUCUGAGAUGUGACCGCCAGUGCCAGUUAGGAGCAUUUUAUUGAUGGUGAUAGCUGACCUACACUGAACAAUUCAAAUGCAGUCCUCCCUCCACUUGUUACUGACAGGUUAAAGUCAAACUGAGCAGAUAGAGCUGUCAACACAAUAAGUUAGUUUAUCUAGGAAACGAGUCCAUUCUUUUUCUAGCAAGUGAUGCUAAGGCUACGAGAGUAUAUCUGAGUAAGCAUCUAAGGCAGUCAGAUAACCAACACCAAAAUGGAAUGUCUAGCGUUUGUUAGAACAAGUUGGCACAAAAUCUAAGACUAUGAGAGACUAUGUUGCAUGAUCAACCAAUGAUCUCUUUAUCUAAGAUGCAGCUGUGUGCCCCACAAAUUUAUCUCUUCUAGGUACCGGGUACAUUCAUUCUCAAUGAAUAUUUAACAUGUACCAGUAUUUAAUUGAAGCAUAAAGUAACAAUAAAAUUAUUAAAAUGUUUUAACAAGUA
Messenger RNA from Biomphalaria glabrata, 3997 nucleotides. Its product is annotated as coiled-coil domain-containing protein 13-like. Lineage: Eukaryota; Metazoa; Mollusca; Gastropoda; Planorbidae. Gene Ontology annotation, biological process: non-motile cilium assembly; cytoplasmic microtubule organization. The coding region runs from base 227 to 2254 and encodes 675 amino acids. The transcript is spliced from 17 exons. Gene Ontology annotation, cellular component: centriolar satellite. The record is from RefSeq and is a predicted model, not a curated record.